Vitrella brassicaformis is the source of this 2167-nucleotide messenger RNA. Lineage: Eukaryota; Vitrellaceae. The record is from the annotation of a GenBank genome assembly.
CGCCACAAUGCAGAGCCUUUCGAGCUCUUCUUGAGCGUGGCUGCGCCCUCCCCCUCUCCAGCACACCACGGGGCGAGGAGGGCCACCCAGUUAGUGUUUUCUGGCCGGCCGCGGCAUGCGUUUCUGCCGCCAUCCGCUCUCGUAAGGCCGGCUGCAAAACAGUGGACGCCAUGGAGCUGUAGCGGCUGUUUCCGGCAGCCCCCUCUCGUUGCAUUCUUUCCGUGAGUUUGGAGCGUGAUAAGAUAAUGUACCAGGGGCGGCAGGGUUACCCAUCGGAGGAGGUGGAGGGCAUGUUCACGUCUCGGGAUUGCCGUGAGGUGGGGUUCCAGUUCCUCACCCAGUUUUUCCACACUCUUCAGCGCCGCCCCCAUCACCUGCAUAAGUUCUUCAAAGGUGCGCACCUGCAGGAGGAGGAUGGGUGUGUGGACCCAGCUGCACGUGGCUGUGUUGUGUGCUGCGACUGUGCGUCAGAUAAUUCGGUGAUGGUCUGGACGCGCGAGGCCAGCGACGACCCUCCGGCGACCCCUUCGCCGGCACGAGGCAAGGCGGCCAUCAGCCAGUCCAUCAAGAGCCACUCCAUCCUGUCGCGCUGCUGCCGUGCCAAGAUAUCCACCGUCGACUUCCACAAACACACCCACCACGCGUCGACGGCCAGUGGAGAGGAGGAGGGGGAGGAGGACCAGCACCCCCUCCCGGCCGGCAUCGAGCACGUGGUGGUGUUCUGCAUGGGUUGGCUGUGGUUGCCGCCCAAGAGCAGCACCACCACCACAACGCUGCAGUCCAACGGCUCCGACCGCACGUACCAGCGGUUCUGCCAGACCUUCUACCUCAGCCCCGAGCAGCUCCCUGACUACCUCAGCUACUACGUCAAACACUCCCACUUCUGCGAGUUCGCCGACGCCAGUGGCCCACAGGACGACCACAUCACGGGAGCCGAUAGCAAGAAGCUCUUCCUCACCAAGGCCCUGCAGCAGGAGGCUGGCGAGCUGGACGAGCCGAAGAAGGGGGCCAAGGGCGAGGGGCAGCAGCAGGAGGGGCAGGGGGAGGGGCAUGAGGGGCGGCGGAAGCUGCCGGAUGACUAUAUCGAGGGCUGGAUGGGCGGGCCGCUCCGGGACGGUUUCCACAUACCGUUCCACGAACCCCACUACGAUAGUCAGGAGGAGGGGGGCAACCAUAACGAGACGCAGGAGCGGGGCGAGGACGUCAAGGUGGGGACCAGCGCCAUCACACCCGCACCCAAAUCUGUCGUCAACCACCCCCGUAAGCUAAGCUGCCACACACGCCCGCAACACACACACACGUAUCACACACAUGCGCUCCUUCAUCUGUCACAUUCAUUUAUGGGGGUCUUGUUUGUGCGUCUCCCUCUUUCCUCAGCAGCAGCAGCGGCUGCUCAGCGCAGCUCGUAUCGCGCCGCGUUGGAGGCUCCCCACCGCCACCAGAGCCCCAAUCCCAUCCGCCCCAACACCAGCAACCAGCAGCAGCAGCAGCGUAACCGUACCAGGGACGAUAUCAACGUCCGCCAGGGCGGUCAGUACCGCGGCGGCCCUGAUGCCAGUGGAGGAUAUGGGCGCACCGGCGGCGGCGGCAUGGGUGCGGGGGCGGGGGCGGGGGCGGGGGCGGGUGCUGGUGGUGGGCGGGGUGAGCAGACGCUGUGGGUGUCGGGGCUGGAUAAUCUGGACGACAAGCAGCUGCAGAAGGAGUAUGCCGUUCUCCAGGAGCAGCACGGGGGCGGUGGCGGUGGGGGUGGCGGGGAGAUGCUCAUCCUGCGGCAUAAGGGCAGCGCGGGCUUCCUCUGGUUCGCGCGCAAGGCGGAUGCACGGCUGGUGAUGCAUCGCGGCCUCCCAUCCCUCGCCGCCAAAAGCUGCAGGAUCGACUGGAAGAUCGGCGGAGACUACGAUUUCGACUUCAAUCCCAAGCGCAAACCCAAGAACCAGCACCAGCACCAGCACCACAACACACACCAGCACCCCAGUACACAGCAGCAGCAGCAGGAGGGCCUCGCCAGCGAUCCCCCGACCACCCAGAUCCAUCAGCAGCACCAGCACCAGCAGCAGCAGCAGCAGGCGCCGUCGCCCGGCACACAGCAGAAGGGGCGGCGCGCGAACGUGACUAAGGGAGAGCCACGCAACAAGCGACAGGCCCGUGACGCGGAAUAAAGAAAUAG